UGUACUUCCCACACGCCAGGUAUAUUAGGACCCAGCUUUCUGGUCUUUUCCCCACUCGCACCAUACAGCUUCAAGACGCCGGUACUGUUCCAGUCUCCAACAAACCAACCAUGACUCCUUUCCUUCUGCUCUUGGUUGCCUUGGCAACGGCUUCUCCGGUGAAAAGGCAGACCGGCGGUGUUCUGGACGCUGAUGGGGACGGACAUCUGACCAUUAUUGAGAUAGAAAACGCCAUGGACCUGGGUGAGGUUCUGGUGGCCCUGGACACUGACAAUGACCAGCAUUUCACCGUAGACGAGGCUCUGCAGUUCAUUGACCAUCACUACUUCAACCGUCUCGACACCAACCACGACCAUCGGCUGAGCUUCGCAGAACUUCAGAACGGACUCACUCUGGCCGACCUGUUUGCCUUCUAUGACAGGAACGGUGACGGGUUCCUGUAUGGUGACGAGGACGACCGCAUCUACGCCCUGUACAACGCGGCGUACGGGUCCUCUCUCUUUCAGACCGGCGGUGUUCUGGACGCUGACGGGGACGGACAUCUGACCAUCAUUGAGAUAGAAAACGCCAUGGACCUGGUUGAGGUCCUGGUGGCCUUGGACACAGACAAUGACCAGCAUUUCACCGUUGACCAGGCUCUGCAGUUCAUCGACCAUCACUACUUCAACCGUCUCGACACCAACCAUGACCAUCGGCUGAGCUUCGCAGAACUUCAGACCGGACUCACGCUGGCCGACCUGUUUGCCUUCUAUGACAGGAACGGUGACGGGUUCCUGUAUGGUGACGAGGACGACCGCAUCUACGCCAUGUACAACGCGGCGUACGGGCCCUCUGUCUUUCAGGCCGGGCCCUCGGUCUUUCAGACCGGCGGUGUUCUGGACGCUGACGGGGACGGACAUCUGACCAUUAUUGAGAUAGAAAACGCCAUGGACCUGGGUGAGGUCCUGGUGGCCCUGGACACGGACAAUGACCAGAUGUUCACCGUUGACGAGGCUCUGCAGUUCAUUGACCAUCACUACUUCAACCGUCUCGACACCAACCACGACCAUCGGCUGAGCUUCGCAGAACUUCAGAACGGACUCACUCUGGCCGACCUGUUUGCCUUCUAUGACAGGAACGGUGACGGGUUCCUGUAUGGAGACGAGGACGACCGCAUCUACGCCCUGUACAACGCGGCGUACGGGUCCUCCUGAGCAGUGGAAGGCGGCUGAUGUAUCAUCAGUGACAAAACAGCACUAAAUCACAACCUGCAUACAUUCCCACACACCUUGUCUCUCGUUGAUGGGGACAAGGGAUACCCCCACUAGCCCUUUGUAGUAGCCACAGGCUUCUUUGACAGCCCUGGCUGUAUGUGCUGAACAGCCAAACCAACAAAUAAACUUGCAUUAAAGAAACA
Branchiostoma floridae (Florida lancelet) is the source of this 1396-nucleotide messenger RNA. RefSeq lists its product as uncharacterized. The coding region runs from base 111 to 1193 and encodes 360 amino acids. Gene Ontology annotation, cellular component: endoplasmic reticulum. Gene Ontology annotation, molecular function: calcium ion binding. The transcript has 9 exons. Gene Ontology annotation, biological process: calcium-ion regulated exocytosis. The record is from RefSeq and is a predicted model, not a curated record. NCBI's taxonomy places the organism in Eukaryota, Metazoa, Chordata, Leptocardii, Amphioxiformes, Branchiostomatidae.